Messenger RNA from Bombina bombina (fire-bellied toad), 2679 nucleotides. It is a transcript of the gene KDM1B, whose product is annotated as lysine demethylase 1B. The record is from RefSeq and is a predicted model, not a curated record. Lineage: Eukaryota; Metazoa; Chordata; Amphibia; Anura; Bombinatoridae. Gene Ontology annotation, molecular function: protein binding; oxidoreductase activity; zinc ion binding.
AUGGCAAACAAAACAGAAAUCAUAGAUGACAUACUUAAAUAUAGCAUUAUAAAUCGCUUUGCACAGAAAAAAUCCAAGAAAGCAAAUGAUAGCAUAGAUGAAGAUGAAGAAUUCUCUGAAAAGAAAUACAGAAAUGUGAGAAAGCUGGCUGGCACUUCAGCGUGCCCAGUUUGCUUUGCCAGCGCUGCUGAAAGGUGUGCAAAAAAUGGUUAUACAUCAAGAUGGUAUCAUCUUUCCUGUGGUGAACAUUUUUGCAACGAAUGCUUUGACCACUAUUACAGAAGUCACAAAGAUGGCUAUGAGACGUUUGCAUCUUGGAAACGAAUUUGGACAAGUAAUGGGAAAAGUGAACCCAGUCCUAAAGCUUUUAUGGCUGACCAGCAGCUUCCAUACUGGGUACAGUGCACAAAGCCUGAAUGUGGCAAAUGGAGGCAGCUGACAAAGGAAAUUCAGUUAACACCUCAAAUGGCAAGAACUUAUAGAUGUGGCAUGAAACCGAAUAACGUUAUCAAGGUUGAAGGGCUAGAUCCAUGCUCUAUACCUGAGGAUCUGAGAGUUUCAGAAGUACCAUCCCACUCAUGGUAUUCAAUGCUCAUUCUCCCUCCAUUGCUGAAGGACAGCCCAGCUGCUGCUUUGUUGGCGGCCUACUACCCAGACUGUGUGGGUAUGAGCCCGUCGUGUACUAGCACAAUCACUCUACUUGAUGAAGGUCCUUCUGAGAAAUCUGACCACGAUGAGGCUGAUCCGUCAAAAAUAGGAGGCAUUAAUCCAUACUUUCAGCCUUUCUACCAGCCAAAUGAAUGUGGGAAAGCACUCUGUGUGAGACCUGAUGUGAUGGAGUUAGAUGAGCUGUAUGAAUUCCCUGAAUACUCCAGGGAUCCCACUAUGUAUUUGGCCAUGAGAAAUCUUAUUCUGGCCCUAUGGCACAUAAACUGCAAAGAGGUGCUCACUCCACAGAUCUGCGCUUAUCAUAUUACAGUGCGUGGAUUGGUUCGCAUUCGAUGCGUGCAGGAGAUGGAACGAAUUCUCUACUUCAUGACCAGAAAAGGUUUGGUCAACACCGGUGUUUUGUCAGUCUCUGCUGGACAGCAUCUUCUACCCACAGAAUACAUCAGUAAAUCUGUAAUUGUUGUUGGAGCUGGACCUGCAGGACUGGCGGCAGCUCGGCAGCUACAUAACUUUGGCAUUAAGGUGAUGAUUUUAGAAGCCAGAGACAGGAUAGGAGGAAGAGUUUGGGAUGAAAAGACUUUCAAAGGAGUCACUAUUGGAAGAGGAGCCCAGAUUGUGAAUGGCUGCAUCAAUAACCCCAUAGCAAUAAUGUGUGAGCAACUUGGUAUUAAGAUGCGUAAACUCAGGGAAAAGUGUGACUUGAUUCAAAAAGGUGGAAAGCUCACAGAUCCAUCUAUAGACAAACGUAUGGACUUUCAUUUCAACGCUAUGCUCGAUGUUGUUGCUGAAUGGAGGAAAGACAAAUCCCAGCAACAAGAUGCCCCACUUGGAGAUAAAAUACAGGAAGUCUACAAAGCCUUUAUACAAGAAUCUCGUAUUAAGUUCACCGAGGUUGAGGAGAAAGUCUUGCAGUUCCACCUCAGUAACCUGGAGUACGCCUGUGGGAGUAACUUACACCUGGUAUCUGCUCGGUCAUGGGAUCACAAUGAAUUUUUUGCUCAGUUUGCUGGUGACCACACUAUGUUGUCCAAUGGAUAUUCAGUGAUAAUUGACAAACUGGCAGAAGGGCUUGAUAUUUGUCUAAACUCACCUGGUAAACAUGCCAUCUUGAUGUCUGUCAUUACUGGAGAUGCAGUGGCUGCCAUAAAAGAUCUGGAUGAUAAACAAGUAGUCAAACAGUGUCUAGUAGUACUCCGAGAACUAUUCAAAGAGCAGGAAGUUCCAGUCCCAGUAAAAUAUUUUGUCACACGGUGGGCAAAAGACCCAUGGGCACAAAUGGCUUAUAGUUUUGUUAAGACUGGUGGAAGUGGAGAAGCAUACGAUAUACUAGCUGAGGAUAUCCAAGGGAAAGUAUUCUUUGCUGGUGAGGCUACAAAUCGUCAUUUCCCUCAGACUGUCACAGGAGCCUACUUAAGUGGUGUUCGAGAAGCAAGCAAAAUCGCAGCCUUUUGAAACAAAGAAGUGGAAUGUGAAGACCUCAAUUUUAACUUGAAUUAAAGUGACAUUUUGUUCACAACAUUAUAAAUAAAUAUUUCAAAUUUUUUGCAGAAAAGCUUUUAAUUUUACCAUUUGGCACUUAACCAAAACUUCAUAACUAUCCAGCAUUGUUAUGGAUAACACUUUUUUUUUAAAGUGACAAUAACAAAUCUGUUUACCAGAAUUAUGGCAUUUAAUUUUCUCUUCAGAUGAUAAUUUUCUAUGGUUUAGAUAAUCUUUGUAUGAUAAGGUUUCUCUGCUGUAAGGCAGAGAAGCUAUUUUUUGUGUAUUUGUUUAAAAAGUUUUGUUCUAUUUAUUUUAGGUUAAAAUUAGUUUUAUAUAAGGAGCUAAGCUUAAGUUCAUGUAAAAAAAUAUUGUAAAUAGAUUAAAACUUUGAAUUUGUUUCACUCAUAACCAGGUGUUUGUUUAUUUUUCUUUUGCAGAAUCUGUAACUUGUUUGCAUAAAAAGCAUUUCUUUGAUUUUGAACUGUUAAAUUGGAUAUUGGCUCUGUAUAAUAAAGGUAUACAAUUGUA